Messenger RNA from Lactuca saligna, 798 nucleotides. Lineage: Eukaryota; Viridiplantae; Streptophyta; Magnoliopsida; Asterales; Asteraceae. The record is from the annotation of a GenBank genome assembly.
AUGUGCAAGUGCAACAACCAAACAUGUCAUGUCAUAGGACUUGAUAUUUUCGGCUCUAGUACUCUUGGAGGUGAGAUAAGCCAUUCAUUGCUUAACUUAACCUAUUUGAAUCAUCUUGACCUUUCUAGAAAUUCUUUUCAUGGAACCAUUCCUAGUUUCAUUGGUUCCAUGACUCGGUUAAGAUACCUUAACCUUUCCUAUAACUCCUUUUAUGGAACCAUUCCUCCAGAGUUUGGAAACCUCACCAACUUGCAAUUACUCUACCUUGGAUCUAUUGGAAGCUAUAGAGUUGACAAUCUAGAGUGGUUGUCCUAUCUUUCUCAUUUGAAGGAACUUCAAAUGGAUGGGAUUUCCUUAGCCAAACAAAAUCAUUGGGUAGAUGUAAUUCUAAGUCUCCGGAAACUAUCACUAUUAAGUUUAAAGGGAUGCGAGCUCUCACAAGUCAUGUAUCCAUAUUCUUCAUUUCUCAACUCUUCUUCAUAUAUUCAUUCCCUUGAUCUCAGUGAUAACAAUCUUAACUCAUCCAUGUAUCGUUGGUUGCUCCCAUUAACAGGUAAUAACCUUCUCCAUCUUUAUCUCUCUAGCAAUAUGUUAGAUGGGAUCCCCAAAUAUCUUGGUAACCUCUGUGGUUUGCAAAAUUUGUUCUUCAAUAACAACUUUGUUGUUGUCAAACUUCCUGUUUUUCUCAACAACUUGUCAGGAUGCACAUCGCUUACAUUACGAGAGUUGUAUACUCCAGGAAGCCAACUUACAGGGUCAUUGUCCGAUGAGAUUCAAAAGUUUUCAUCCCUUGAAUAA